Molecule: messenger RNA, 3583 nt
Organism: Porites lobata
Lineage: Eukaryota; Metazoa; Cnidaria; Anthozoa; Scleractinia; Poritidae
Source: the annotation of a GenBank genome assembly
GUUCUAUUGAUCUCUAUUCUUGGAAAGGUAACAUUUCAAAAUGCCGACAGUGUUUUGAAGAAGAAAAAAUCAAACGUUCUAUAGUUCUGGUACUCACUUUUUAUCGAAAAAAAGGACUUUGACAAUGGUAAUUCACUAAGGAUGACGGAACAGGAAGAUAUUUCGCCUUGUUACAUAACGAAACGAGGAAACUUGGAGCCGUUAAAUAUAAUUUAUUUAGGUCACCGUUCGCUAUAUUUACCUGACUUCGAUGCUUUCGUUUGGAGGCUGCCUUCAGGAAACCAAGCCAAUUCUCAGGUAUGUUUUAGAUGAAUGUCUAAAUGUAUGAUCAAAUGAGGACUGAGAAAUAAUGCGGCAGAAAACAACUACUAAAUUAAAGUUUAUGUCAACCGUAAAAACCUGUCAAACGGCGUUUUUGAAUUAUGUCGCAGUUCAACGAGUUCUCGAUAUUGCUUUGACAGUAUCUUCUAGUGAAAGAAGAAGAGUUGCCUUGCGGCUUUGUUUGCGAACGCGAGGAGAGUUGAUGUCUGAUGUUAUCAAAUUUCGAGUUCGAAAGAAGACCACAUUGAAGACCAAAUUAGACCACCUUUCUCUUUUCAAAACUAAAAGGUUUUUUGCUAGAACAAUUUACGUUACAUUACUUAUCUACCUAAAAGCUAUCUGUGAACAAAAACUGAGGGAAAAAAUAUGCGGUGCCAACUUUCCUCACUUGCAGCCAAUGGCUGAAUUGCGGAGGAACCAGAGAGGUGAGAUCGGACGUCAGCAUGCAAAGGCGCACUCUUGCAGCCUGAUUCAGUCCAUGUUUUGAUCACACCUCGCCCACCCAGACCGAUGACGGCACAAGUCAGAUAGACCAUGACAUCGGGGCCUACGAAAAAUCGGGGCCAAAUUCGGUUUUUCAGCUCUUGCCACUCGAUGCUCGACAUUUUCCUGACUGUUUGAAGCAUUUACAGAGUAGUUUUCACGGCAAAUGCUUAAUUCAAACGGUCAAUGGCAUAUAUCCUGCUUAUUCACUUUGGUCGGUUUCUUGAGGCUCUGUCAAAAUUAUUUAUGGUAAUAUUUAUAAUAAAGAAAAUAACAAUUGAAUGAACUUCAGACGAAUUUAAAAGCCGUGCGGGAAAAAGUAGUUGGAUGAACUUCGACGGUUUCUUCUCUAAAGUCCCUUGACGCAACAUUGGCCUGAGAUGGAUUAUCUAAGGCUUCGAGAAUGUAUAUCUAUUUUGUACCAAAAUAUCUUAACUGUGUUUUGAUUAAUCGGCGUCUUUCAACGAUUCUGGUUCAGUAAUUUUUAAUAAUUUACAUGCAAAUGCAUUUCCUUUUAACAAAGUCAUCGAUAUUUUGGACAAUUCAAAACGCAAACAAAGCAAUAUUUUGGCCUGCUGGGCGUAUAUAUUAUAUUUAUAUAAAUAUAUAUGCUUACGCAGGCACAAGACUGAAGUUUAACCGGACACUUGUCUUCUUUCCAGAUCUGUUGAGGAUGAUAUCAGCUUCCCAACUCUGUUUUGCGUUGCUUCUAGUCGCGCAACUAGCCCACAGUUCAUCUCACCACAAUGGCACGGAGGGUGAGCAUUCCGUCGGCGAGGGCUUGAGCAGUGAUACAAAAUGUAGCUGGAACUGUAGAGUUAUCGAGUCUGAUUUCACCAAACAAUGUGAUCCUGUAUUUACAAAAAAGAGAUUCAUCAACUUUUCUGCCGAGUACCCUGUGAUGAUGGACAAAAAAUGCCUCAAGAAAGUCGCCAUUGGCUCUGUCAGUGCGUAUCUUUAUGUAUGGCGACCAGCAAACGGCACAGUUUCUUCUUUUUCUCGCGGAAUCAAAAGCGUGUGGAAUUUGAUCUUCGGAAAACGUUGUAUCGAGAAAGGCAAAAUGAAAGUAUUUUGCAGCUUAAAUUCCACCAGGACAGCGGUUCCAGACAACCAAGUAGCUCAAGAAGUGAAUAAAAGGGUCGAAGAGAUGGGUUUAACAUUUAUUACAGAUAAAGAACAACCAGGGCCAUUGUUAACUGACAUCGCUGCUAUUUUUGUUGGCAUUCUUCAAGGUUCUUGUACAUAUUAUCUCCCUGCUUUACUUUGCAUUUUUUCUCCUACAGUAGGCAGGAAAAAUGGCAUUCUAUAUAUUCUCCUUCAAGGUGCAGGUCCUGCUAGCCUUCGAGGUUUCUUGGGGAACAAAUUAUUCACCAUGGAUCGCUCUUUCUUGCAUUUUACCAGCCGUUGCCAUAAAGCAAAAAUGUUAUUUUUCCGUGUCGUGUUCAUGGUGAUUCCUUUCCUUCUCCUGGCACCUGCACUGUUUGUUGCAAAUAUGACACCUUUUAAAUUGCCUUACUGUCAUUUUAACUUGACUCAUCCCUUUGUAGUAGUAUGCAUUAUCUGCUACUUCCUUCGUGUGGUAAGUUCUUCUUUAUUUUUAAUAAUACCUCAGGAAGCUGCAGAGGAAAGGCUAUGUCAUUUUUGCCGGCAGUUGAGUUCUAAUCCGCGUUCCUGUGCUGGUAUAUUACCUCGGCGAAUCAUAAGUCAUAUGCGCUUGCAGCCGCUAAUUGUUGUUGAAUGUUUAAAGUCUUUUGUUCGAGGACUUAAAAAGUAUUUUAGGAUCAUUAUUGGAAUUUGGAAAGGUUCAGACUCUUGGGUUAUCUGUGUUCCUUCGGUGACAAUUCUCCUUUUGGUUGUUCCGUUUGCCAUUGCUUUGUUACUCCUAGCAUACCUUGCAAAAUGUCUCUCUUUCCUUUUUUAUACUUCUCCCUUGAGUAUUGCUUUUGAUGACAAUUUCUUUUACAUCAGCCCAGUGAGGUUUCGGGAUCAGUUUAAAGGUUGCAUAUCAAAUUUGGACAUCAGAGGCAUUGUGAGACAUCUCUGUUUGAUGGUCGGGCUCUUUCUAGUCGUAUUAGGAGCAAUAUUUCUCAGCCUGUUUGUAGGUCUUGGAGUUCUGUUUACCUUCUUUCUGGCCUUUACUAUGAUUCUUCUGUUUCCCGAACAGAGUAUUCCAAUUGUGGCUUGUAUUCUUCUUAUCUUUUACUACCUCUUGAGUAUCUACAACUCCUUUGCCAAUAAAUACCACGAUCUCUCCCUGAUAAUUUUUGACUUCUACAAAAGCGAAAAGGAUCAAAUCUCCAGUGAGGAGAUGUGCACCGAAGGGUCAACUAACUCUAGUGACGACAGAGACAUUGUCCUAAAAAUUCCUAAAGAUCUUUUCGAUAUGGCGUGUGAGGAACUUUGGCCAGUCAAAGAAGCUGUCUGUUUACUACUUCUGAAAGUCAUUCUGAUUUCUACUUUUAUUUUUCUGAUAUUCUACUUAUCAAUGAAGCUUGAUAUUGACGUUAGGCCUCUCGCUAAAACUGUUCUGGCGUUUGCGACGGGAUUGAUUCCUAAGAUCUUCCUAGCUUACUUUGAAGGAAACAGACGUAAGAGAAUUGAGACCUUGGCUGUUAAAGAGACAGCUCCUAAAAUAAUUCAAAAGUACCUCAAGAGAUUUAACGACGGGCAGAGUAAUCUUGGCGCUGAUCACCAAGAGGCAAGUUUAGCCAUUCAGGGAAACGAGGAGAACAUCGAGAUUCACAUCGAUACGCAACAUGACUCUUCAACUGACUCUUAA